AUUGAACGGUUGAAUCUCUCAACAAAUAUCUUCAGCGGACCAAUUCCGAUAAAUCCAUCUUUGAAUCUUCCAUUGUCGCUUAAGAGUCUGCGGUUUUCCCAAAACAAUUUGAGUGGUAGGCUUUCUUUCAUUUGGCUUGGAAACCUGACAAAACUAGAAGUGAUAGACCUUUCAGGCAAUGCUAACCUAGUUGUUGAUGUCAAUAUUCCUGGAUGGACACCUCUGUUCCAGUUGAAACAGCUAUUACUCUCUGGUUGUGAUCUUGACAAGAGCAUUAUUGCAGAACCACGUUUUUUACACACACAGCGUCAUCUAGAGGUGGUUGAUUUAUCCAACAAUAACUUGUCAGGUAGCAUGCCGAAUUGGCUGUUUACAAAGGAAGCAACACUACAGUAUCUAAAUCUUGGAAAUAACUCGCUAACUGGAUUGUUGGACCCAAUAUGGCAUACCCAAUCUUUUCUCCAUGUUAUCAACAUACACAUGAACCAUAUUGCAGGACAGCUGCCGGCUAACAUCAGCUCAAUGUUUCCAUGUUUGUCUGUUCUGGAUUUUUCUAAUAAUAACCUCCUUGGGCACAUACCAUCUUCACUGUGCGAGAUCAGCUUAAUGCAACAUUUAGACCUAUCGAACAACAAACUUUCUGGGGAAGUUCCAGCUUGUGUGUUCACUAAUUAUCCCAUGCUAAUGACCUUGAAGGUAUCAAACAACAAGCUUGGUGGUGUGAUUUUUGGUGGGAUGAAUAAUCUGUCCAUUAUGUCAGAAUUGUGCCUGGACGGUAACAAAUUUGAAGGGACAAUAUCUCAUGACCUGUCAGGGGUUUUAGAAAUCAUGGAUUUGCAUGAUAACGAGCUGUCUGGCAGACUCGAUAUGUCAUUGUGGAAUCUGUCUUCUUUGGUGAUCCAGAAUCUUUCAGGCAAUCGUCUGGCCGGCAAAAUUCAUCCUCAAAUUUGUGGCUUGGCAGGAAUUCGACUUUUCGAUCUAUCUAGCAACAACCUUGCAGGGUCUGUGCCAAACUGUAGCUUUCUAUUGCUCAAUUUUCUUAACUUGUCUGGGAACUCCUUAUCUGGCGAUAUCUCGUAUUCCUUUUUCAACACAUCAAGUCUGGUUGCUUUGGAUAUAAGACACAAUCAGUUCACGGGCAACCUUCACUGGGUACGCUAUCUUGGUAACACCAGGCUACUUUUCUUGAGUGGAAACAAGUUUGAAGGGCAGAUCAGUCCAAUCCUGUGCAAACUCCUGUACUUGAGGAUAAUUGAUUUGUCACAUAACAAGCUUUCAGGUUCAUUACCAGCAUGUAUUGGUAAUAUCUCUUUCAAAGGCGAGACAGAUGAUCAGAUUUUUCAGCCAGUCCACGGGUUUAUAUCCUACUUCUACAGAAAUUUCUAUACCCCCAAAAAGUACAGUAAUUCCUAUGACUUCAAAAGCUUCGCCUUUGCUACAAAAGGGAAUCUGUACACAUAUGGUCGCAGUUUCUUUCUUUCGAUGUCUGGCAUCGACCUGUCUGCAAACAUGCUGGAUGGAGAAAUUCCUUGGGAGCUAGGAAAUCUAAGCCGUAUCAAAUCCCUUAACCUGUCAUACAAUUUUUUUGUUGGCCCAAUCCCAGCAACCUUUGGUGGCAUGAAGGAGAUAGAAAGCUUGGACCUCUCCCACAAUGAGUUGAGUGGACUGAUACCUCAGCAGUUAACCCAGUUAUCAUCAUUAGGGGUCUUCUCCGUGGCAUACAACAACUUGUCAGGAUGCAUACCGAACUCUGGUCAGCUCGGGUCGUUCGGCAUACAGAGCUACCUAGCAAACACCAACCUUCACAAGAUCACACAUGGCAACAUGUGCACUGCUCCCGGUCCAGAUCCAGCGCCGGAGGAACAUGUGGGUGAGAUGUUUGGUGAUCCAGUGCUAUACGUGGUCACCGCUGCCACGUUCGUGUUGGCAUUUUGGGCCACCAUUGGAUUCUCAUUUUGCCAUCCCUACGGAAGGUCUGUAAUGCUCAAGCUGUAGUCUGUCCAAAGGAAAAAUUGGUCGCCAUGCAUGUACCUUAUACUAGAAGAUGCAGUAGUAGGUUUCGAGCAUAAAAGAGAAGCCGAAUGGUGCAAAUUGUCCCAAAGAUUGACCAAAUGAAUGAAGAGGCAGCAAACACCAACAGCUUCUAUAUAUAGUAUUUAUUUUUUUCCCACGUCGUGUAGGCUGAUUGUGAUGCGGUGGAAAAAGAUGGUAGUGCGGACAAAAAUCUCUAGAUAAUUGUAAGUAAAUAUAUUUUUGAAGCGACA
This is a messenger RNA of Lolium rigidum, 2264 nucleotides long. RefSeq names its product receptor-like protein 1. NCBI's taxonomy places the organism in Eukaryota, Viridiplantae, Streptophyta, Magnoliopsida, Poales, Poaceae. The record is from RefSeq and is a predicted model, not a curated record. Gene Ontology annotation, molecular function: protein binding. The annotation marks the transcript as partial. The transcript has a single exon.